UCACAAAGUUGAAACUUUAUUUAUUAUCAAAUACGAUUUGUAAUACACGCCAGAAGACCUAACCAAAUGCUUUCGCAUAUAUCUGCUCAUUAUUAUUCAAUUCUCGAAUAAAAAAUAAAGAAUUAAAGAGCCACUCUUUACCUGUUCUUAAUAUCGUCAUUCUGCUCUCUUUGAAUAAAAUCAUAUUCAGUCUACCUUUUGCUAUUUUAUUCAUAUACAUGAAGUUUAUAGCGAUUGGCAAAUAUGAAAAGUAUCAAAAGAUUUAAAAUCUUGUUUAUUUUAAAUCCGGAUUGACCCUUUUCCGGAUUACGUUUUGCAAUGCUACAGACAGCCGCCAUGGACGUACUGUAGGCUGUAGGCUAAGCUGCACGACUCUCGUUUUCACAGAUUUGAAGGACAAUUAGUGCGCGAUCCAUAAAAAAGGUGGGUGUUCUCAUAGCUGUACCUUAACAAUGGCCAGUAAUACAGUUGUUUCAUCUGAUGAUGAAGAUAGCAAUACUAUGGAAGAUGCUGGACCCAGCUCAGAGAAUAAUUCUGAAGCAACACUAGCUUACAUGGUGGCUGCUAUUGAUUUUGGAACAACCUACUCUGGUGUGGCAUAUUCCUUUAAACACGAAUAUAAAAGAGAUAAGAUGAUCAUUCAUUGUCACAAAUCAAUUUCAAAGAAUGCAGCUGCACUUACUUCCUUGAAAGUACCAACAAUUCUGCUGUUGACACCGGAUGAAAAAUUUGAAGCAUUUGGGUUUGAAGCGGAGGAAGCAUACUCUCAUUUGGUUGAUAGCAAUGCCCACUUUAAUUGGCACUACUUCAAGCAUUUCAAGAUGAAUCUUCACAAACCACCGGUGAAACUUUCACGGGAGACAAAGAUAAAAGAUGAUCAGGAUCAGGAAGUCCUCGCCCUCACAGUGUUUUCAGAGUCUAUUAAAUAUUUCAAGAAAAAGCUCCAUGAUUCACUGAAGAAUGCAGCCAUUAAGCCGACAGAUGACACCAUCACCUGGGUACUGACUGUGCCUGCUAUCUGGGACAACACUGCUAAACAGUUUAUGAGAGAGGCUGCUGUCCUGGCUGGCAUAAAGGAUGAACACUUGAAGUUUGCACUCGAACCAGAGGCUGCCUCAGUUUACUGCAAGGAAAUCCAUGUUCAGCGCAAAACAGGAGAUGAAGGCGAUGCCUUUCUCACCUCAUAUGAUCCUGGCACAAAGUAUAUGGUGGCUGACCUUGGCGGUGGGACUGCAGAUUUCACUGUGAGAGAAGUGAUGUCGGACGGAUCUCUCCAGGAGGUGUUGUGUGCCUCUGGUGAAGCAUGGGGAGGAAUGACUGUCAAUAUGGAAUUCUGGAAGUUCAUUGAGCAACUUGUAGGUGAAGACCAGAUGAAGGAAGCCUUUGCCGAGUGCAAAGCAGAGCAGUUAGAUCUUGAAAGAGCAAUCGAACAACAAAAACGUGAUCUUAAGGGUGAUGGAGAUGGGAGCGACAUUGGAAUUCGACUAAGUCUGGGAGGUUUGAAUGAAUAUGUUGAAGACGGAUCUGCUAAGAAAUUACAAAACACUAUAAAAAAAGGAAAACUGGCUAUCAAAAAUGGUAGGGUCAAAAUACCAGUGUCAAAAGUUAAAGAUUUUUUUGAGCCUUCUGUGAAAAAUAUACAGGAACAUUUUGUAAAAUUAUUUAAGAAGGAGGAGACCCAGGGAGUCCACAAUGUGAUAUUGGUGGGAGGGUUUUCUGAGAGUAAAAUAAUACAAGAGGCGGUGAAAACAAUACUGACAGGGAAGCGGGUGGUCAUUCCCCAGGAUUGUGGACUAGCAGUGCUAAAGGGGGCAGUCUUGUAUGGACAUAACCCAGGGAUUGUUUCCGCACGCAUUAGCAGGUUCACCUAUGGCACAGAGGUACGCAGAUACUUCUUAAAAAACUUUGAUGAUGAGAAAAUGCGUGACAAAAGACAUCCAGAUUAUUGUAAGGAAGUCUUCAACAAGCUUGUAGAGAAGGACACACUGGUAUAUGUUGGUCAGACUGUCGAGACCGAAGUCUAUCCUCUGACGCCCGAUAUGACUGGAAUGACCAUUUGCAUGUAUUAUUCCGAUGAGAAAGAUCCCAAAUACACCACAGGCUGUCAUUACUUGGGUAAAAUGCUUGUUGAAAUGCCAGACACCACUGGUGGCAUGGAUAGGAAGGUGGUGGUCAGUCUGCACUUCGGCAAAACAGAGUUAGUCUUUGAGGGGAGAGACGAGACAAGCAAAAAGACUGUUUCAGUCAAGCUAGACACUCUUGAAAAUGAGGCAAUACGGAAAUGAACUGUUUUGCAUAUCAGAUUCCAGUUCUCCUUUGUUGCAUGUUUCUCGUUCAAGUUAAGACUGGAAUCAGAAGUGUAAAAUGACCAAUUACUGACAAAGUGCAUGGUUAGUACAUUCAAUUUAACAGACAAUAAACUUCAUGUGCUGAGUAUAUUAUUUUCCAAUAUAUCAUGUGCAAAAGUUCUUCCAAAGACUUGGCCCUUGUCAAUGUCAAUCAAUUAACCAUACAUUUACGGGACUCGAUCCUUUGAGCAAACAACUUGAUUUAUUAAAUGAUGGAUAUGUGAUUUGUUCAUCAUGUGUCCAAAAAAUGCUGCAGCUGCAUUGCUUAAAGAAAAUACUGCUGCUGCUGAAUUUGGACCAAUGUGUAGCCCACUUAUACUACACAGGAAAUCACAAUUAAAAUCUAAACAUGUUAUAAUGUAGAAAUUUGUCAGAUAUACAAUUGUGGAGUCUUCUUUCAAAAGAACUCGUUAAAAUUGUGUGUACAUAUAUACAAGUGUAGUUAUUCUAACUUAAAAGUAACCUGUUUAUCUUUUUACUGAAUCAGUUCAUAGUUGUUGAGUUUCUGGCAUUUGAAUAGUUGUUUUUGUUGUUGUGUAUGAUGGUUGUACCAUUUAUACUGAAUCUGGAUGUAAUUUUAUUAUGAUCCUUGUUUUAUUUAGUCUGUGAUAUUUUAUUGUAUCUAUUUUUCACCAUUGAUUAUCAAAUAGUGACUGGCAUUACAUUGAUUAGAGAUUUAAACCAACAGAAACCAAACUUCAAGAUUACAAAAAUUCGUUGAUUUAAACAUAUCAUUAUAAAAUCAUAUUAGUGUCACAUGGUUCCCAAUAAAAUGUCGUAUUGACUGGCAGCUGGUUAAAAAAUGCUGGUUGACUGAGUGUUUCUAAAAAUAUAUUAAUUAUGAAUUACAUCCCCUUGGUAUUGUCCCAACAAUGUAAAAUAUUUUGCACACUUUUGAAACAUGACAAGCAAUAACUUUGUUAUUUAGUAUAUAUAUUAAAGUAUCAUCAGAAUUAUAAGUGUAAGGAAUGCAUUUUAAUGCACUAGCUUACUUCUGAUUGUUAAGUAUUUUAAAGGCAUAAUCAAAUAUUUACAGAUGCUUCACAAAUCCAAUCAGGCUCCAUUCAUUUUACAGGUGUUACUUGCUUUCGUUGUAUAAUUAUUUAAAAACAAAAGUCCUUUUAUAAUAAAACAAUUACCCGUAUAGCAUUUUGAUUUCGGUCACAACAUGAUUUUAUCAACCUGAAAAAAUAUCAACCUCAGACUUUGUCCUUGAUCGAUAAUUUUUUUCCAGGUUAAUAAAACCAUGUAUCACCUGUUGAUGAAGACAGGGAGGAGGUCAUGACAUUCCUUUUGUUCAACGAAGUUGAAGAGGAAAUAUAGUGUUCCAUUUAUACAUACAUUGUACGUUUUUGUGUACAUACAAUCUUUUCACCUUUUGUCAGCACUCUUAUUAUAAGUGACUUCAUCUUUAAAUUAUUUUGAUAAAACUUUAUAUGUUGGUAAAGUAUGAGAAUACCUUGAGUCAGUUAGACUCUAAUUAAAGUGAUUCAGGGUGCUAAGGUCAUUGUCACUUUUUAUAGAAAAAUUUGUCAGCUCUCUAGACUAGUGACUUCAUUAUUAAUGUAUUUUAAUCAAGCUUCAUAUAUUGAGCAUUAAGUUUGAGAAUAUCUCAAACGAGUUCAUGCUUCAGGGUGCCAGAGCAAUAAGGUCAAGGACAAGUUAUCAUUACUAUUUAAAGAAACUCUUUUUACUGCUCUGUUGACCUCAUUUUUAAACAAAUUUUGAUCACACUUCAUAUACUGAUCAAAUGUGAGAAUACCUUAAAUGAAUCGGCCUCAUUGCUUAUUAAUUGUAGGAUAUCUCAGAGUGUGUACUUGGCUCAUAAGAGGAUUUGUAUCACUCGCAAUCCUCAUUUUAUUUUCAAACACAGGUAUACAAAUUGGAUCGAACACAAGUUAAAAACUAAUAUUCUAUCUUCUAUCCAUUUUGGCAGAAGGAUCACCAAAUCUAAAGCCAAUGCCAUAUUGCGUGUGCAGGGUGGGCAAUUGGGUAGGAGAUAUACCAUGGUGCCAGACUUAAUCAUGAAAAAGAGUUCUAUUUUAGAGAUUUUUUCUGAAGAAGAUGACUUUAUGAAAGCAACACAAUAUAUUAUAUUCACAUACAUAUACAUGUACAUUAUAUAUAUUUCGGAUGAAGCACAUUUAACAAAAUAUUGUACAAUAUUUAUAAUGACAAUGAUGUUUAAUGAUUUCUCACUUUCCUCUCUCGCCAAAUAGACAACAAAAAAAUGGGAACAAAAAACUGGUUUGAUAUGGUGGUUUUAUAAAUGAAUAAACUUGAUGUUAAGUGAUUGAUAAUAAAUGUAUCUCAAUAUUUUAUUUGUUAAUAAAACUAUUAAAUCAUCAGACAAA
This is a messenger RNA of Pecten maximus, 4702 nucleotides long. Its product is annotated as heat shock 70 kDa protein 12A-like. Bases 453 to 2285 code for a protein of 610 amino acids. Lineage: Eukaryota; Metazoa; Mollusca; Bivalvia; Pectinida; Pectinidae. Gene Ontology annotation, molecular function: ATP-dependent protein folding chaperone; ATP binding. The transcript has 6 exons. The record is from RefSeq and is a predicted model, not a curated record.